Molecule: messenger RNA, 1537 nt
Organism: Aureobasidium pullulans EXF-150
Lineage: Eukaryota; Fungi; Ascomycota; Dothideomycetes; Dothideales; Saccotheciaceae
Exons: 3
Coding region: 178-1305 (375 amino acids)
Source: RefSeq, a predicted model, not a curated record
CAACACCUGCCUCCGAAUUACCUUACUUCUCCCUCGCGUCUACAUCUACCAUCCACAUCCCCUCAUCGAUAGUCGUUUCAUUCUCCACACUCCAACCUCGUCUUACCGUUCCUCGUAAACGAUCACUAUCUGGUAUCCUACUCCCAAGCAUCUACCAUCUACGCAAUCAUCAUCACAAUGAAGUACGCACUUUCUCUCAUCGCCGGCAGUGCCGUCCUCGCUGCCGCCCAGGAGGGUCUCAGCGCUUGCGCUCAAAACUGCUUCACCAACAUGGUCACCAUCGCUCAGACUCAGUUCGGCUGUGCCACUGGCGACGUCUCGUGCUACUGCAACCACGCCAACUUCGGCUACGGUGUCCGUGACUGCGCCAACGAGGCUUGCGGUGCCGCUGAUGCCGCUCAGGCCAUUGGCUUUGCCAACAGCUUCUGUUCCGCUGCCGUUUCUCCUAGCACCGCUUCUGUCGCCUCCAUCCUGAGCACCAUCUCCGGCUCAGGUUCUGGUUACGCAUCAGCUACCUCUGCCGGCGCUGCUGCUGCUAGCUCUGCCGUAGGCGGUGCCGGUGCCGCCUCCUCUGGCGCCCAACAGUCGUCAGGCAGCACCUCGUCUGCCGUCACCACCUCUGCUUUGGUUGGCACCAUCACCUCGGGCGGUAGCACCAUCCCUACCACCACUGGCUUCUCUACGAUCUACUCCGUCGUUCCUAUCGUCGGUGGUAUCGUUGGUGGUGCCUCCAGCGCUGGCUCGUCUGCCGCUUCAGCUGUUUCUUCCGGUGCCUCAUCCGCUGGCUCAGCCGCCUCUUCUGGUGCCUCGUCUGCCGCAGCCGCCGCCUCUUCUGGUGCUUCAUCCGCCGCCUCGGCCGCCUCUUCCGGUGUUUCCAGCGCUGCAUCUGCUGCCAGCUCCGCCGUUUCUAGCGCCUCUGCUGCUGCUUCCUCGAUCGUUUCCAGCGCUUCUGGUGCUGCUUCUUCGGGUGCCUCUUCCGCUGGUGCCGCUGCUUCGUCGGGUGCCUCUUCCGCUUCUUCGCGUGCUUCCUCUGCCGGAUCUGCCGCUUCUUCGGGCGCUUCCUCUGCUGGAGCCGCUGCCAGCUCUGGUGCCUCUUCCGUCACCUCUCGCGCCUCAAGCGCUGCUUCCAGCGGUGCCUCUGCUGCCAGCUCUGGUGCUUCUUCGGUCACUUCCCGCGCCUCGUCUGCCGCCGGAGCUGCUUCCAGCGCUGCCUCGUCCGUCGUUGCCACCGCCGGCGCCGCUCCCAUGAUGACUGCUGCCCCCAUGUUCGGUGCCGCCGCCCUUGCCGCUUUCAUCCUGGUUUAAGCAAAAAACAACAGCAGGUGCUCUCACUCAAAGUCUCCCAGCACUGCUACGAGUUACGAAGAUUUGCUUUACCAGCGUCGAAUGUCUUUAAGUUAAUAUCGGCCUGGGUCAUCGAUGUCAAUGAGCAUGGAAAGCGACAUUGGCUACGGCGUAGGGAAACGAAGAAAGCUCUUCUUCUAGUUGGAACAGCUUCAAAAACCUAAUGUGUACUCCUUGAAAUGAAUAUACCCUC